AUCUUUGGUCUUUCAUUCCCCCCUCUCGUGCGAAGGAGAAGAAAACCCUAAUCCAGGAAAGAAGGCCAGAGGAAGGGGGAGGAGAGGACGAGGAAGACUGACGGGGGCGCGCGAGUGAGCUAGCUUUUGGACUGAGGAGGCUUGCUGUUUCUCUUGUCUUCUUGUCUUCCCGUGCAAAGGUUGGGGAAAAAAAAAUCGUCAUCAACAAAUCAGGCUGACCGAGGUAAUUUGGUAAAGAGUGUCUCCAUAUCCCCAUCAUGGUUGCUUCGAUUGCCGCUUCGGCCUUUUUCCCCACACCAUCUUUCUCCCCCACGGCAUCAGCAAAAGCUUCGAAGACCAUUGGUGAAGGCUCCGAGAAUUUGGAUGUUCGGGGUAUCAUAGCCAAACCCACCUCUUCUUCGGCGGCUAUGCAGGGUAAGGUGAUGGCCCAAGCCGUCCCCAAGAUCAAUGGCGCGAAGGUUGGCCUGAAAGCUGAAUCCCAAAAGGCUGAGGAAGAUGCUGCCCCUUCCUCAGCCCCGAGGACAUUCUAUAAUCAACUACCUGACUGGAGCGUGCUCCUUGCCGCCGUAACAACGAUCUUUUUGGCUGCCGAGAAGCAGUGGACCCUUCUUGAUUGGAAGCCACGGCGUCCCGACAUGCUUACUGAUGCAUUUAGCCUUGGGAAGAUUGUGCAGGAUGGACUAGUUUUCAGGCAGAACUUUUCCAUCAGGUCAUAUGAGAUUGGGGCUGAUCGGACGGCUUCUAUAGAAACGUUAAUGAACCAUUUACAGGAAACAGCACUUAAUCAUGUGAGGAAUGCUGGGCUUCUGGGCGAUGGUUUUGGUGCCACACCAGAGAUGAGUAAAAGAAAUUUGAUUUGGGUUGUCACUAAAAUGCAGGUCCUGAUUGAGCACUAUCCUUCCUGGGGGGAUGUUGUUGAAGUAGAUACAUGGGUUGGUGCAUCUGGUAAAAAUGGGAUGCGUCGUGAUUGGCAUGUUCGUGACUACCGAACAGGCCAAACUAUAUUGAGAGCCACCAGUAUCUGGGUGAUGAUGAAUAAACACACUAGGAAGUUGUCUAAAAUGCCCGAAGAAGUCAGAGCAGAGAUAGGGCCUUACUUUAUGGAACAUGCUGCUAUUGUGGACGAGGACAGCAGAAAGCUUCCAAAGCUUGAUGAUGAUACUGCAGAUUAUAUUAAAUGGGGCCUGACUCCUCGAUGGAGUGAUUUAGAUGUGAAUCAGCAUGUGAACAAUGUCAAAUAUAUAGGCUGGAUUCUUGAGAGCGCUCCAAUAUCAAUCCUGGAGAAUCACGAGCUGGCGAGUAUGACUCUGGAAUAUAGGAGGGAGUGUGGGAGGGACAGCGUUCUGCAAUCCCUCACCGCAGUCGCUAAUGACUGCACUGGUGGCCUUCCAGAAGCUAGCAUCGAGUGCCAGCAUCUGCUGCAGCUGGAAUGCGGGGCCGAGAUUGUUAGGGGACGGACACAGUGGAGGCCCAGGCGUGCCUCCGGUCCCACUUCAGCUGGAAGUGCUUGAUGUUGCGUUUGAAAUACUGAUGCUUUUUCCAUUCUCAAUUGGGGCAGGAGGGAGCUUAGUGGGUUUGGUCUUUUCUUUUUAAAGAUUGCUCUUCUGUAAAAUUCCAAGUGAUCGAAUGUAGGAAUAGAGGGACCAGAUCUUAUUGCUUAUUAUGUUCGUUGGUUUUUUUCCCCUUAUUCUCAUCAUCCGGACCUGAUUUUUAUUGGAUUCAUGCUGUAUGCUCCUUGUAAGUAAUUCAGCAAUGCUGCUGUAUAAUUUUCUGCCAAAAUUUUGGAAGUAACCAUAAUUAGUUUUUGAUUGGUA
Molecule: messenger RNA, 1814 nt
Organism: Elaeis guineensis (African oil palm)
Lineage: Eukaryota; Viridiplantae; Streptophyta; Magnoliopsida; Arecales; Arecaceae
Source: RefSeq, a predicted model, not a curated record